Messenger RNA from Gossypium raimondii (Peruvian cotton), 919 nucleotides. RefSeq names its product SAGA-associated factor 29 homolog A. Gene Ontology annotation, cellular component: SAGA complex. The transcript is spliced from 7 exons. Bases 271 to 789 code for a protein of 172 amino acids. NCBI's taxonomy places the organism in Eukaryota, Viridiplantae, Streptophyta, Magnoliopsida, Malvales, Malvaceae. The record is from RefSeq and is a predicted model, not a curated record.
UAAAAGAACUCCUAACGAAAAUGUUGAUAGAUUCAAGCUAAAGAUCUGUCAGAGCGAGAAGUAGUGUAUGUCCGUUAUCUCUAAUAAAGUCUUCUACCACUUUCUUUGUAUUUAGUGAUGAACUUUCUGGUUUGAUUCUCAUUACUGUAUUCUCUUGUUCUUGAAUUCCUGAUGUUUUGUCAUCGAUACUGGAUUCCUAUUCCUUAGUAAGUAAACUCGACACUUUCCUGCCAUCCUGGCACCGGAGCACCAGCACAACAACGAAGAAAAAUGGAUGGUAGGAAGCAGAAAAGGAGAAGAAUGAAAUCUGAUUCAGAUAUCUCUCGCCCUUCUCCUAUGCAGAGUCAUAUUGACGCUUGUGUUAGUUUCAAAGAUAAACAGGUAGCUGCGAGAGUCACCUCGGACGCCAAGAUGGAUGAGUGGUUUGUCGUAAAAGUGAUGAAUUUUGAUGAGAAAACAAAAAAAUUCGAAGUACUCGAUGAGGAAGCAGGUGAUGAUGAAGAGGGCGGUGUCCAGAAGACGUACAAGCUGUCUGCAUCUUGCAUCAUACCAUUCCCGGAACGAAACGAUCCUUCCGGUACUCAAGAAUUCCCUGCGGGGAGAAAUGUUUUGGCUGUUUAUCCGGAAACAACUGCACUUUAUAAAGCAACUGUCAUUAGUACACCUCGAAAGAGGAAAUCCGAUGAGUAUCUAUUGGAAUUCGAUGACGAUGAAGAAGACGGAGUUUUGCCGCAAAGGACGGUACCGUUUCACAAGGUGGUUCCAUUGCCAGAAUGGCAUAGGCAAUGAGAUUUGUGUAUAAAAAUGCGUCUUAAUUCAGAAUUUGGCGUUUUAAACAUGUGAAUCUGAACCCUGAUUAUCAUGUAUUGGCUUAGCAUUGAAAGAUUUGACAAUCUGAUAUCCAUUUUUGUUACUUAAA